UCGAACCAGAGACAUAAACCGGUUCACCGCCUUCACUCCUGGUCGACGUUUCGUCCAAGUCCUUUUUUUUUUUUUCUGGAAUAUGCGCAGACUUGUGACGCAGACUGUUUCAAACAGUGCGGACAGUGACUGUAGCCGGCGGUUUGUCCCCUGUAGUUUGCUACUGAGACCAGAUGUAUGAACUGGGCUCCAGCCAAAGAGGCUCCUGAUCCUUCUGACACGUCACAGGACCAAGAUCCCACAAAGCAAGUGAGCUAUCCUUCAGGAUCAGAAAGGAAAAGAGGAUCCUGUCAAAGGACUUUAAGUUUUAGAAAUCCUUGGCACUCUGGUGGUAUCAGAGAUGGGGAACCAGUUCACGGAGAUCGCUCCCACCACUCCGUUCCUACAUAACUUGCAGUCUUUGCACAUAGUGGUGGUUGGUUUGGACAUGGCGGGGAAAACCUCACUGCUCUACCAACUCAAGCUGAAGGAGUUUGUUGACACCAUCCCCACCAAAGGCUUCAACAUGGAGCGGAUCAAAGUUUCCACAGGAAACUCUAAAGCCAACAACACCACCUUCCAGGUGUGGGACGUCGGAGGUCAGGAAAAGCUCCGGCCCCUCUGGAGGUCCUACACCAGGAGGACGGAUGGACUGGUGUUUGUGGUGGACGCGUCUGAGAUGGAGCGUUUGGAGGAAGCCAAGGUGGAACUUCACCGGAUUACCCGAUCAGCAGAGAACCAGGGGGUUCCUGUGCUGGUCCUGGCCAAUAAACAGGACCUGGCUGGAGCCAUGUCACCUUCAGAGGUGGAGAAGGUGUUGGCCCUCCAUGAGCUAAGCUCCUCAACGCUGCACCACACACAGGGCUGCUCUGCACUGGACGGUCAGGGUCUGCAGGCUGGCCUGGAGAAGCUGUAUGACAUGAUCCUGAAGAAGAAGAAGAUCCAUCGAUCCACCAAGAAGAAGAGAUGAACUGUAACAGCUGUGGGAUUAGUUUUUAGUUUUUCUGAGCCACGAUGCAUCUGAGGACCAGCAUGGUCAUGUGAGUGACACUUUUGGACCUUAAAUGGAGUUCUGUGUGGAAUCCUGGAGGUCCCUCAGUGGAGUUUAGACACCUGACACGCCCUCUUUUUCAGUGUAGCCACCAUGUACAUUUUUUAUGUUCUCAAAAACAUUGGAAUUAGCUGUUUUAGGUUUGUGUUAGUUCAUCGGAACCUCAUUGUCUUAUCAGUGGAGUUUGAUGGUGAAGCUUCAGAGAUGUUUGUGUAAAGUGCAAGCGGUCACUGAUGCACUCGCACAUUGAAGGACACUUUGCUCUCACAAAGGACCUUUCACCCGAGUACACUAAUAUACCAACAGGAAGCUGGAAACCUCGCUCGAGCUUCAUGCUUAAUUCACUGUUUCACCAAAUGUUUCACUUUUCUUUUUUGAUGCAUGACGUUCACCUUAAUAUCUGCGAGGAGUAAUUAAGAAACACUUUGUUAGUCAUCCAAAAGAUGAGCAGUUGGCCGAUGUUGAUCUUGAUGCGGCACUGGGCUCGGACUUUGAUGUUCUUUGACUAAAUGGGACUGACGAAGCUCGAAGCUUUUAAAACCCGUCUCACGGGUUUGGUUUGUGUUUGUUGGCAGCAAAUAUGUAGUCAAUGACGUUUAAGUAAGGCAUUGUUUUUUUUACACUGUGUAAAUAUUGUAAAGUGCUGAACAAAUAAAUUAUUGCACAUCCUUGA
Molecule: messenger RNA, 1703 nt
Organism: Thalassophryne amazonica
Lineage: Eukaryota; Metazoa; Chordata; Actinopteri; Batrachoidiformes; Batrachoididae
Product: ADP-ribosylation factor-like protein 4D
Exons: 3
Coding region: 341-949 (202 amino acids)
Biological process (GO): intracellular protein transport; vesicle-mediated transport
Cellular component (GO): cytoplasm
Molecular function (GO): GTPase activity; GTP binding
Source: RefSeq, a predicted model, not a curated record